Messenger RNA from Paramuricea clavata, 11833 nucleotides. NCBI's taxonomy places the organism in Eukaryota, Metazoa, Cnidaria, Anthozoa, Malacalcyonacea, Plexauridae. The record is from the annotation of a GenBank genome assembly.
AUGGCCUACAUUCAAGCAUAUAUUAAGAACAACUUGCAAGCGAUCGCUGAACUUAUACCUUCGGUAAAGAAGCAAUGUGGAGGCUGCUUGCCUUUGGCGUUAACAUUUGAGGAAUCAGUGCAACGAUGCCCUGAAUUUAGGGACCGCAACAACUUCGUUUUGUCUCUUAUGACUUGCGAACAUGUCGAUGCCUUUCACGAGGAAACUUUCGUUGAUGUUUGGGUUCUCAAAUCGUUGAAGGAAAACGAAACAAUGGCACAGUCUAGCCGUGGUAAAUAUAAAUUUGAAGAAGCCGAACCAAUGACUAUUUAUCUCACUAGUGAAUUGAGAGACUACCCUUUCUUAUCUCUGAAUAAAGAUAUCAGCGAAAAGUGUGUUUUAUUACGGAAAAUUAUCCCUAUUCCUCUUAAACGUAUAACAAUAGGAGCCUUAAGUAACGACUCAUUUAAAUGGGCUAGAGAAAAUUUGGCUAAUUAUCUGAUCAAUAUUAUUGAUAAUCGUUUGAUUAUGAUCAAACAAAAUGGCAACCUUGGGGAGGUUUUUGUCCAGAGCGAGUUAUAUGACAUGUUGUCAAUGCUUAUAGUACUCGAUACAACCCCGGUUAUGCAAGGGUUGAUAACUGAGGAGACCUCGUUAGUGAUCUCAGAUAUUCAUAGAGAUGACCUCAAAAAGUGGCAAUUGAAACGCCUCAAGUCAAUACAGGGUGGCAGCAAUGUGCCACACCUACCUUUGCUGAAAAUGCCUGGUACCAAACAAACCCAUCUUGUCAUACCACAGACUAUAUACCUUGAUGAACCAGAUGCAGGUUUCGUAGAAGGUCACAAAAUGGAAGUGCUAACCACUCUAAAGGUUUCCUUACUAGAAACACCUUUUUGGAGCAAAAACUUGACAGUUUUUGAUAGCGUUGCUGAUGCGGAUAACCAAAUUUGGAUUACAAGGACAACCAUAUCUAAGAUGGACUUAAACUGUGGCAGCUGGGUACGAUGUCGGGUAAAUGGAAAUCCUAAGACCAAUGGCAAGUCUAAGGUUCAAAAAAUUAGGCUAGCACAAGUCUUUCCCAUUGAAGAGCACCCUUCCUCAGAAUGCAUCUGGAAAAAUCCACACACCAUUAAAGAUGAUGAAGAACUGUUUCACAAUGGGAUAGCAUACAUCUCGCCUGUCUUUAUGUGUAAUUUGCUUCAACGUCCUAUUGAGGAUGUAAAUUCAAUCAUGUUAUUUAUAGAAAGAGCAGAGCUUAGGGAAUCACCACCUUACUUUGCAAAAGAAGUCAGUGUUUCUAUGGUUACAUCACCGGUAACAAAAAUUACGAACAUGUAUGAUGUCAUUCUCACAAACCACUUCACGACCCCCAGACUUGUGUCAGCUGGUGACGUCCUUUCUGUUUAUUGCGACUGGAAGAACUUGGAAGCACCUAACACUCAGGUAGCUUUGGAUGAAGGCCUACCAAGAAGUCAUAUACUUUAUGUUAGGGUGAAUAAAGUCUCGGGGAAUGAUGAAAGUUUGUCAUAUUUUGUUGAUGCAAGGCAAUCCAAGUUGUAUCAGGUUUGUUGAAAGAUGAUGGGCCGCCUAGGGGCUUGUAGGGAACCUGGGAACAAGGCAUGUUUUGCAAUGGGAACACAGGAACAAAGGGAACAUGUAAGAGGGUCUAGAUGGGAGGUCUGAAAAUCAAUAAACGAUAAAAAUUGGGUAAAAUUUUUAGUGUUUUCAUGACUGACGGUAACCAAAAUUGAGCAAUCACGACUCACAAUAUAACCCAUCAACACCCUCUUGUAAGCUGGGGAACAUGGUGAAAUCUUUGUGGGGAACACAGGAAGAAAAUUUUCAAUGGAAAACAGGACCCCCCCCCCACCCAGGAGACCCUCAAAGAUGUUUACAAGUGUCAAGUCCAUCUAUAGAAAUAUGGUAUAUUUACCUAAAUAAAUGUAUAACUUUGUUUACUACCUUUUACCUGCACAACUUUAUUAAAAGUAGAUCAAAUUCCUUAUUUCUGUGCAAAAUUGGUAUGAGUUUCAUUCAUAUGCCGAAUGCAUAUGUAAAUUUGACAUUUGAGCUGCUUUUACUGUUUUGAAAUGUUCAGUCUACAUAGGUUCUUGUUAGUUUGCUUUAAAUUUGGUGACUUUCUGGUGUAAAAAAGUCCUGAUAUACCGGUACUGAUAUUGUCAGUAUUUUGACUUUGAUCUAUAUUGGUUUAGUAUUCUGUCAAUACUACAACAUACAGUAGCAAACAGUAGGAGCUGUCAGUUAACUCAUUAAGCUGCAUUGUGCAGUGACGUGCUUGAUUUUGUUAUUUUACUCAGUCUAAUGCCAGAUGAUUUCACUUGUCAAGGGGAGAGUGCUUUUACUCAUUAGGGUUAAAGUCAUCUACUUGUCCCAAUGGAAUUUUUAUUUGAAGACAGUUUAUUGAAUACCUGUUUUAGGAUGAAGUGUUACAAAGCUAUGUUCCAUCCUCUGCUGAGCUAUUUGUACAGAAUUGUGCCAAAAUAAAACAACCGAGAUCCUCAUAUUGGCUCACCACACAUCCAGGAGGGCUUGAUGGCCAUGUUUCCAAGUUGGAAACUGCCCUCAGAUCAUUACUUUAUACCAGGUAAAAACAUAUUAUGACACCUCCCUUGAUAUACAAUCACAGCAGUCAAAAUUUCUUUAAUUGGUGCAAUCAAACUGGGUAUUGGGAGUGGGGUAUAAUGUUCAUCAUCCCCAUAGUGGAGGUUUGCAAUUACCAGCGGCUAACUGGCAACAUGCUACUAACCAGUCCACCCUACAGUUGACAGUGUCAACAUAACUCCAGGCGCAAUUUUACUUGUCAAGCAGUCAAGGAGACUUCAACCAUUCUCUAUAAUGCGAUUUAGGAUUUGGUAGUUAGAAAUAUUGAACGGAAAUUAUAUACAUUUCUUUAAGACCUAACCGGGAACAGUUGAGAAAAAUUCAACAGGUCCUCCGACAGGUAUUGAACCUACGCCUGUGUGAUGCCGGUGCACUACUCUGAGCAACGGAGGUAGUUGUCAAGAGCAGGCAUAAAGCUCAUGUACUGUACAAAUACAGGUGAUGCGGGUAAUGCCGUGAAAGUUUGAGGGUAAAUCGUAAGCAAUUUUUUUUUGGCACUUCGCUCGUUGUGACAUAUAAUAUUCAGGAUUUUGUAAAGAAAUCUCUAUAAUACAUCCGUAUGUCUGUGAAUUUUAUCUUAUGUCUGUGAAUUUUAUACUUCAAGGGGAAAGACUUAGAUAUUUACCCAUUAGUAGCAUUGUGCCCUACUUUAUUAUUUUACUCUAUCUUAUGCCAAACGAUUUCAAUUUUAUAGUCUCUUAAUUUAAAUGUUUACUAUAUAGUUCAUCAAGUGAUGUGUUUCCAAUACUUCUCAGUGGUCCUGCUGGAGUGGGAAAGAAGACUGUUGUUAUGGCAACAAGUCGUAGACUAAAUCUACAUGUAGUCGAGGUGAACUGUUAUGAGAUAGUUGGUGACACUACUGCCUCAACUGAGGCAAGAAUGAGAAACAGCUUUCACAAAGGUAUAUUUAAGAAAGGAAUUAUAACUUUGUCUAUACAACACUAGUCAAGCUUUUUUAUAUAAUGAGAGUGAAUGCUGGAGUACAGUAGAAAGUUGCAGUAGAAAGCUGUGGUGUGACAGAUAUGCAACUUCCGUACCUGAAAAAUAUAAGCAGGACCAGUCGGGUAAGCGUUAGGGUUGGUUCAUCAAACAUUUAUUAGGUUUUGAACAUUUUUUCAUAUGUAGAAAGUACAUGACAUGAAAGUAAGUGACAUUCUGUUCUAAUGCGCCCUACUUUGUUAUUUUACUCUGUCAAACGCCAGAUGAUUUUACUUGUCAAAGGGAAUGUGCUGACACUGAAUGGUUAAAAUUAUGUUUCAGCAUUUUCAUGUGCACCCUGUAUUCUACUUCUAUCAAACAUUCACUGUUUGGGCAAAAAUAAAGACAACCAUGACAAGGAACCUCGCAUUAUAACCACCCUCAUGAUAAACCUUCAGCAAAUCCAGAGAGUCUCGCAAUAUCCUGUUCUAGUCCUGGGAACCACUUCCAACAUUCAAAGCAUGACGUCAGAUCUUCGCUCGUGUUUCUUGGACGAAUUUGAAAUUGAGGCUCCAGCCGAGGGUCAAAGGGUGGAAAUGUUACAAGCCUUAUCCUCAGGUAUGGAGGAAAAUAAACAUAUUUUUUUUCAAAUUGAAUGGAGCCGCUAAUUAGAGAGAUAUGGUGUCCAUAUUAAAGAGGUGUCUGUAUUAGUACAAGUAAGGUUUUAUUCUGCUGAUUUUAGAUAUAUUUGUUUCAAAAUUUGUUUUAUUUUAUGUUUUUCAAAUUUUUGUCUGGAAUUCCACAGCGUUCCUCGUCGGUCCCGGAGUGUCCUUCAAGGCGCUGGCCAGUCGUACUGCAGGAAUGGUUCUCGCCGAUUUUUGUACGAUGUUCUCCGAAGCAGUUCUGCAAGCAAAAGAUGAUAUCAUGGAGUACCUCAAGGGCAUGCAGUUGGUCCCUCAUGAAGAAAAUCUUCAAAACUGGGAUUAUCACCAGAAGCUGAUAGAGUUGCAGAAGGAUGUUUGUAGUGCUGGUUUGUUCGAACUAACACAUAUAUUUUGAUAUUAUACGCCAAGAGUAGGGUGGACCGGUUCUUAUAAAAUUGCUUUUUUAAAACACUUUCGCAAGUAAUAAAAUACAGUGGUGGAUCCAGCAAAGUUUUUUUGGGGGGGUGCUAACCAAUGGCGAGGGUGGUCCAGGGGCAUACUCCCCUGGAAAAUUUUUAAAAUUUGGGUCUCUGAAAUGACAUUUCCAGCAUUCUGAGAAAACAUUCUGGAAAAUUUUUAGAUUCUCAAAACAUUUAAAAAUUCAGAAUAUUUAAUAUUGGCUAUUCCGCUAUUGUCAACUAGUGAUACGCAACUGAAUUCCUUAACAUAAGUUGGUUAGAAUUAGGAUAAACGUCAUUUUUGACCCCCGUAAAUCCACCACUGAUAAAAUACUUGACUGGGACUCUUGGGAAACAGUUUGUUUGGUGGACCCUCGACUGCAAAUGUUUCCCUCAGCCAUUUUGAAUGCUUUCAGGAGGCUGAUGGCCUCUCCUUAACUCGCUAGCUAGGAACAUGGUGGCCAGUCCUGCUAACCUCAAAGGUGAGCUUUAGAGCUCGAUACUGAACUGUCUCUCUGUAGCUCAGUAAAGUUGGUUGGAGCACUGCACCAGAAUCACAGGGUCGCAGGUUCGAUUCCUGGCAGAGGGCCGAUAGUUGCAUUUUUCGCAACUGCUCUUGGCUAAAUCUAAUAAAUGUAUUAAAAUCCACUCGGAAUUUCCAUCUACAUAACCCCAAAGGAGCCGACACGAACUCAGACUUCUGUAAGUCUUUAUUCUGUGACCGCGCGCAGCAAAAACUCUCACCCAGUCUCAUAACCCUAACCUAAAUAUACCCUAACCCUAACCCUAACCAGCUCAAAAUUGAUGAGAGUUGAUGAGAGUUGUUGGUCAAAGCCGAGCAAGAGUUAUAACUGUGAUCAAUCUUUUGGAACAAUCUGUUCUAUUUAGGUAUUUUACUUGAUCAAAAUCACUUUGACAAAGCAAUCCAAGUGCUACAAGCAGCUCAUGCAGACAGUAUCGGAGCUCCAAAGAUCCCGAAUGUGUGUUGGAAAGAUAUUGGCGGUCUCAGCGAUGUGAAACAAGAGAUUAUGGAUACCAUUCAACUGCCAUUUCAAUAUCCGGAAUUAUUUGCCGCUGGGCUGCAACGGUCAGGUAAGCAAUAAUACGCUUUAGGAAUAUCUGAAGCCUUGGUCAAACGAGAAUGAGAGUUGAUAAGAGUUGAGGAGCGAACGUUUUUUCUCAUCUCUCAUGCCCUGGUCAAACGAGAACAGAGUUGCAUGAAAGGUGACUGGUAUUACCGCGAGCGCUGUUGAUCAGAGUUGUAGCUCAAAGUUGAUCAGAGUUGAUGAGAUUGCACGAGAGUCGAUGAGAGUUUGCGGUCGAACGCGAGCGAGAGUUGCAACCCCUCAUCAACUCUCAUCCUUAUUUGACCAGGGCUUUAAGGUUAACCUCAUUUCUAGGAAUUCUGUUAUACGGACCACCGGGUACAGGAAAGACGUUGGUAGCAAAAGCCGUCGCCACAGAAUGUUCGCUCAAUUUUCUCAGGUGAAUUUUUUUAUUAUUAUUGUUAUUAGUUAGAAGUACAAAUCCAAUGAUUUAUUAUAUUUGUCUAUAGCAUAGCAAAUUGGACUAUUUUUAACAUGUUCAUUUUCCCCCAUGAAAUUAUAAUACUUUGAUUGUUCAACUUUUGAUUUGUUUGGGUGGUAAACCUUAUACAAGAAAACAUGCAAGUCAAUAUGUAUAAACAUAUUGACUUGCAUGUUUUCUUGUAUUUGAAGAGCUUAUGCAACAAAGUACCAUUAAGGAAUCAUCACUCAUUUCUUUUCAUUAAUUUUGUAUGUUAAUUGGUAGUGUAAAAGGGCCAGAACUCAUUAACAUGUACGUUGGACAAAGCGAAGAAAAUGUCCGCGAGAUAUUUGCGACAGCUUCAAGAGCGGCGCCAUGUGUAAUUUUCUUUGAUGAACUUGACUCACUUGCUCCAAAUCGUGGACGAAGUGGCGACUCUGGAGGAGUGAUGGAUAGGUAUGGAUCCCAACUAGCAUUUCACUUUUCAAUUUGUCCGUUCGUUUAUAUCAAGUAGAGAGUUUUCAUUUAAUACAAAACAAUCCAAAUCAGUAGUACACUACAUUCCAUUCCAUUACAUUACGGUGCAAUGAACACUACAUUAUAGAGUAAAUUUUAAUACAGUACAGUAUAGUAUAGUACAAAGUAAGUACACCCUUCCAGAAAGUACGUCACUUUGGCUAUAGAGCCUCGUUUUCGUGUGUGUGACAUCAGUUAAAGCCCAACGUCUCAAUCACGAAAACGAGGCUCUAUACCCAAGGUGACGUACUUUCUGGAAGGGUGUAUUGCAAUACAGUAUUUAUUGUAUGUAACAGAUAAUCACAAAAUGACGUAAAAUUCGAUACUUUGCAAUGAAAUGUAGAAUUUAUUCAUUGCUAUGUACUGACUUGUGUUAAAUUAUUUUCGUAAAACAUAGAGUUGUUUCUCAACUUCUCGCUGAGCUGGAUGGAUUGAAGAGGUCACGUGAUGUGUUCGUGAUUGGGGCGACAAACAGGCCCGACUUGCUCGACCCAGCUCUCCUCCGACCUGGCAGAUUUGACAAACUUUUAUAUCUUGGCAUCAGCAAGGAGAAAGAAGACCGAAUGAAAAUCAUGAAAGCUUUGACUCGAAAGUAAGUUACAGACAGACAGACACAGACAGACAGACAGACAGACAGACAGACAGACAGACAGACAGACAGACAGACAGACAAACAUUACUCCAACUGGACAGUCAGAGUUAUCCAUAGAUAUUUUAGUAUUUAGAUUGCAAUCAAUGCUCUUCCGAUCUAUGUUUUCUGAUUUCGAGAAUGUUGUGAAGGUUGAAUGAAAUUAUUUCUGAAACUCUAGAUUCGAUCUCCCAGAAGAAAUAAAUUUGGGCGAUAUAAUUGAUAUGUGUCCUGAAAACCUGACCGGAGCUGACUUCUACGCCUUGUGCUCGAACGCAUUGCUGAACGCCAUCAGACGACAAAUACUUGACCAGGAUUCAGGUGUGCACGCGUGAUUUGAUUUGAGUAAUAAUUUCAGUUUAUUUUUCGAAGGAAAGUGGAGGAAACUUUACAAUUAUCCUACAUUUUGUUUCGUAGCUGCUACAAAGGCUGAACUAACACAGCAAGACUUCGAGUUAGCUAUCGAAAACCUGGUUCCUUCAGUAUCAGAUGUAGAAUUAAAGCAUUACGAGAAAAUUCAGUGGGAAUUCAACAAGAACAAACAGGCCGAGAAAGAAGUUGAUGUUGGGGAACUGGAACUAGAUGGAAGACCACAACCGGAAACCAUCUUGUGACAACUGGCGCAUGUUGUGAAGGUUUGUUGUUUAGAAAAAAUAGUGCAACGAUUUAAAUGGGAACAUCUAAUGCGAAUAUGGAAUUUAAGCUUCAAUUACAUUGUACGGAUAUUUUAAUUUUUAACCAUUUAUCUCUUAUCUUCCCCAAUCUUCACGUCAAAUGAAUAAUGUAUUAUUUAAAAAUUGCUCAACAGACCUCGUGGAAUUCCAACUGACCUAUCGGCAUGUAAAAACGGCAAAAAAUUGCCAACCUCAUGCAAUAGACCUUUAACUUUAUAACUAAAAUUUUGAUGUAGACAAAAAUUUCAUCACAGCUUGAAAGAGCAUCACAAAAUUAGUAAUAUUCCAAAGUUUCGUUACGAAAUGUUGUAAAAUGCGGAUAAUAUAGCCCUGCGAAGUUUGCCGUUUUUCAGUAAUUUUGUAUUACAAUUUCCAGUUUGUAAUACAAAAUGAUCAAAGAAAAGAAGAAGAUUAAGAAGAACAUUAUAUCAAAAUGUAUCGUGUUUCAUUCAUAUUGGGUGUGUAUUCACUGAAAUGAAAUGUACAAAACAAAGUGUAAUCGAUGUGCAUCACCGGAAAUGUAAUAUACAAAUCGGGUGCAUUUUUCAGUGUCAUUUACCGGAAAUGAAAUGUACAAAACCAAGCUACUGCUGUUUGCAUUUAAGGGGAAACACGUUGGGAAAAAAAACACCAUUUAUUCCUACACAAGGACUUUGAUCGGUCAAAAAAACUUUCCCAAUUUACGUUUAACGGACAAAACUUUUUUUGGCUAACACCCUGGGGCCGGUUGUUCAAAGGUGGGUUAGCGCUAAUCCUGGGUUAAAAUUUAACCUGCUGUUUUAGUUUGUGUAUUUCUGCACGUUUGUUUAUUUCAAAACUUCAGAGAAGUAAACUUCUAUCGAUCUAGACAAGAUCUCUGAAGAAAUAUCUCCAAAUUUAUGUCAAAGCUAUCGGGAAGUUUGCUUUGAAUUUUAGGUUAACUUAGGGUAAAACUAACCAAGCUUUGAACAACCGACCCCUGAAAUGAUAUAUUUUACAUCCUACAUCUCACCAUGCAAAUCUAUCAACUCGUACAAAUAUACAUUUGGCAGUUAGCAUACAUUUUGUAAAUAAAUAUAACUAAACUACAGUGUCAAAUAAAGUAACCUGUUUGUGUUGUUUCAACUGUUUUUCCUUGCUGCGUUCGAGAUCGCCAUUUAAUACCAGACGUUUCUUUUUUAUUCCUGAUUAGCUUUAGCCUCUUUAAACAAUUUGACAUCUACCUACAAAAAAGCAAGGAUUUUGUCUUACACGAUAAAGGCCUGCAUGAUUAGGGCUGGAUUAUAAAAGCUGUUUACGACCUUCAGAGUGUUUGACGUCAAUGGCCGCCAUCUUGGCUUCACUUUUCUCAUAACUAAGUUCUUGCUCUGGAUAUAUGUGGAGCACUGCGAUGGAUAUACAUAUAUCCAAGAUGGCGGAAUGCAUAAUGUUCUGUUUGAAAAGAAGUGUAAUAUCUUUUGUACCAAUAUCUUUCGUUCCCUUUAAUUAAGGCAAUUUCCGACAAUAAAACAACAAAAAAAUGUAUAAGAGUGAAUAGACAUUGACAUGGUUAAUAACGCUGACCUUUUUCCUCAUCCUGUAUACGUCUUUCAUUCUCGAGCUCAUAAUACAAGUUAUAGUGCCCUUUUUUUUCAUCUCCUCUUGUUAAUUCGUCCAGUACUUUUUCAACGGAUUUAUUGAGCUGGCGUGAUAUAAUCAAUUCAUUUAUUCGGUCUCCCAAACGCUGUGUUAAUGGACGUGCCUUGGCCAACUUAACCUCAGAAAACAGCUGUCUGUCAAGAUGAUUAUCACCAUUUAGACGUUUUCUGACGGAUUCAAAAGCUUCGUGCUGAUAGCACAUAAACAAAUGCAAGUGAAGCUUUUGCUUGUGUGGUUUUGUUCCAGGGAAGAUGUUUCCUAGAUCAAACAUCCCAUCAUCAAGUUCGAGUAGCCCAUUUGCGUUACCAUGCCCAACGUAGUAAAGGUGCUUUACGGUUGCUGGUUUGUUGAGAAAUUGCUGACUGUACUGUAUUGUUGCCGGUUCACAAUUUCGGACGAAAUCAUUUGGCUGAAUCUGAAUGGGCGUAUGUUUGAGGCCAAUAAGUUCUGCCAUAUUUUUUUCAUCGGUUUCUUUGAGAGAUGCAAUACUGCCAUCAUGCUUUCCAAAAAGCACCAGUAUUUCUUCACCCAUUUUGUCCCCUUGUUACGUUUCGCAGUUACAAGAUGUACUAUCAGAGAGAAAGAGAACGCAAUUAGCGGUUUAGGGAAGUAUAGAUUUUGCCAGGGCGCUAUAAAUCCACACGCGGCGUCCUGGUUUCGCCACCAGUUUUUUUUUAUUAAAUCUGGUAAACUUCCACGUAGAGUAAGAACGUUUAUUAGAUAAUAGGCGUUUACAAGUGAGGGACGGCUAUUACAAAUUCCGGUUUAAUUAACCGGGACUAGAUACGGGGGCGUUCAGAAAUUAGAGACAAGAAAUAUUAGAAAUUCUAUACAUUAAUUAUACUGUUUUACGUGAAUUUAUCGGUUUAUGUAGCCUUUUGGGGGCUUUCUGACAAAUUUGUGGAUUCUAAUUUCGCCAAGUCGUAUCCUGUAACUAAAAGGCAGCCAAAUACAGUAAACACAAAGCUAACAAUCCAUAAUGCUUUAUUUUAUGCACAUGCAUGAUAAUACUGGAUAUCGGAUUUGAAAUAUUACACGAACUUUUUUAAUUGUCUAUCGUAGAUCAGUGUUAGUAUACUAGUCUAUAGAGUAUUUUGUGUUUCAUUGUUAUAAUCAACCAGUCGCAGACUGUUCUUAUUCCGACUACAGUGCAGGGCAGUCACAUACAUUGUAAGGCCAACUUAUGUGUUACUCUGAGUGUAUAUCCACACCGGGCGAGCUUGAAAAAUAUAGCCCGGCCACGGUGGGAUCCCAGAGUAACACCACAAAUAUCAUGAUUCAUACCGUCAUUUUCGCACGCAAUUUCGCAAAUUAUUAACACAAUUGCAGUACAGUCAACAGAAAUACUACAUAUAUUAGAGCCCGUUGAUCAAUAAAAGUUGGUUUUUUUUUUAAAAUAAAAAAUAAAAAAAAAUCCUGAGCGGGGCCUUUUUUGUGGGCGGGCGGAGACGCUAACCAACUAUCUUUCUCACACACCGCUGGGAGCUGCUGCAGCGUCAGCCGCAAGCUUGACAUUUAUUAAUUUAAACUACCAUACAUUACAAAUGCUCGCUUAAUAAUUACCCUAACAGGUACAUAUAUAUCCAAUCCAACGCCGUUCUGUACUAAUAAACAUAAAAGGGCUGGGUGGGCGGGAUACUGUCAAGCUACGGUGAGCAACAACAAAAAUAUGCUCAUAUAACCUGCACCACCCUGUGCCCCCAGCAGUGUGUGAGAAAACAUUUUCCGCUUCUUUUGUGCCUCAGCCAGCGGAAAAUAACACUGCUCACACACCGCUGGGAGCUGCUGCAGCGUCAGCCGCAACCACACAACGCAUAGAGUUAUUUUAUACAAUUUACGCCUUCUGCAUUGUUUUUGUAACAUGAAGUAACGAGUUUUUUUACUCAACAAUGUAAUUGUUCUUUGCCUUCGCAGUACGCCACCCUCCUUGCCUCUGUAGCAGGCGGUCUGGAAUACCCAGAGCAGCUGCAGUUGUAGCGCCACCAGAUCGUAAACUGUGAAGACCAUAAUCUUUAGCAUCAAGACCUUCCUUCACCAAUUCUUUCUUGAACAACUCGCUAGCACGGCUGUAUGUCAUAGGCGUACUCCGAAGUACCUGACCAUAUUUGGUACUCUGGAUACGUCUCCAAAUGGAGAUUCCUGGCUUAUGACGUCCCUUCCCCAGAAAUUUUUCAACCACAGCUACCGGGCAUGGUGCUCUGUCCGCUCUUGCAAUCAGGACUUGCGUUCCUUUCCGGAACUGGUCAUUCUUUCUCUUCUCCAGGUGAACAA